AGAUUGGCGCCUGGGCGGAGCACGAUGGGCUUCCCCGGGGCAGGCAGGCUGCUGCUGCAGGUGGGUCCCCGCGCCCGCGCCGCCCCGCGCCUCCCGCGGUCGCCCCGCCCCUGCCCGCCCGCUCCGCUCGCAUUGGCGCUGCGGGCUGUCUGUCCCCGCGCGAUGGGGAGAGGGCGCACCCGGCGGCGGGCUCUGCAGAGGGCGCCUUGCUCUGGGUGCGACCGCGGCUCCCUGGAGGCCUGGGCGCCCGGCCCCGCGAGCGCGCCGCCACCUCCGGAGCAGUGUUGGCCAAGGACCCCGACGCCCUACGUUGAUCUUUAAAUAAAGCAAAAAUUUAUCCAAAAAAGGGCUUUCAUGAAGAAAUUAAAGAGAGAAAUUACAAGCCAUAGAGAAACUGGGCAUUUCUAUACUAGAGAAAUCACCUAAAACAACUGUAUGGAGUAAGAUGAAAGGUAUGAAUAUGCCUGGAAGAAAUUUUACCUAGUGUGACAUUUUUGCCCAUCUUUUUGUCACAAAAGGCUGCUAAGGAAGAGAGAAUAUAAUUUUCUAGAGAAUAAGAGUGCAGUGUAAAAAUGGAAACCACAGUUUCAGAAAUUCAUGUAGAAAACAAGGAUGAGAAGAGAUCAGCAGAAGGUAGUCCUGGGGCUGAAAGGCAGAAGGAAAAGGCAUCCAUGCUUUGCUUCAAGAGAAGAAAGAAAGCAGCUAAAGCACUGAAGCCCAAAGCUGGCUCUGAAGCUGCUGAUGUGGCAAGGAAGUGUCCACAAGAAGCAGGAGCUUCUGAUCAGCCAGAGCCCCCACGGGGGGCCUGGGCCUCACUCAAACAUCUUGUAACACGCAGGAAAAGGUCAGAGUCUUCAAAGCAGCAAAAGCCAUUGGAGGCUGAAAUGCAACCUGCAAUAAAUGCUGAGGAUGCUGAUCUUUCUAAGAAAAAGGCAAAAUCUAGACUUAAGAUUCCCUGCAUAAAAUUCCCAAGAGGGCCAAAAAGGAGUAAUCAUUCCAAAAUUAUAGAAGACUCAGACUGCAGCAUCAAAGUCCAGGAAGAAGCUGAAAUUUUGGAUAUACAAACACAGACCCCAUUGAAUGAUCAGGCAACAAAGGCUAAGUCAACCCAGGAUCUAAGUGAAGGCAUCUCACGGAAAGAUGGUGAUGAAGUCUGUGAAUCAAAUGUGAGCAAUAGCAUAACUUCUGGAGAGAAAGUGAUUUCAGUAGAACUUGGAUUAGAUAAUGGGCAUUCUGCUAUUCAAACAGGAACUCUAAUCCUUGAAGAAAUUGAAACGAUCAAGGAAAAACAAGAUGUUCAACCCCAGCAAGCAAGCCCACCUGAAACUGCAGAAACAGACCAUCAGCAACCAGUACUUUCUGAUGUUCCUCCUUUACCUGCAAUCCCAGAUCAACAAAUUGUGGAAGAAGCCAGUAACAGUAUCCUAGAAAGUGCACCAAAUGGGAAAGACUAUGAAAGUAGAGAGAUUGUAGCUGAAGAAACUAAGCCAAAAGAUACUGAAUUGAGCCAAGAAUCAGAUUUUAAAGAAAAUGGGAUCACUGAAGAGAAAUCCAAAUCAGAAGAAAGCAAAAGAAUGGAGCCAAUUGCUAUUAUUAUUACAGACACUGAAAUCAGUGAAUUUGAUGUUAAGAAAUCUAAAAAUGUCCCUAAACAAAUCUUAAUUUCAACUGAAAAUGAGCAAGUAGGGGUUUUUGCUAAUGAUAAUGGUUUUCAGGAUAGAACUUCAGAACAAUAUGAAACGCUCUUAAUUGAAACAGCCUCUUCUCUCGUCAAGAAUGCUAUUCAAUUGUCAAUAGAACAGCUGGUUAAUGAAAUGGCCUCUGAUGAUAAUAAAAUAAACAAUCUUCUACAGUGACUUACUCUCCAGAGUCAUGGCAGAAAAAACAAGCUUAAUGAAGAAUUCUUUUAUACAUUUGUGGCAUUUCUUACUCAGUAACAAAUGGGAGACUUAUCAUCUCUAGAACUUAAAAGGUACAAUUCCAGCGCAGAAGUGCUAAAGAUUAAGUCAAGUUUAUAAAACUCUACCACUGAAAUGCAGUCACUUCUGGACUGGAGGAAGUCAGCACAGAUUGCAGUGUAAAGUGACAUAACAUACAGGGAUUUGCUAAAACGGCAUAUGGAGAUUGGAGUGCUUUGGGGGAGGAAGAUGUAUUUAUUGAGCACUUAUGGUAUGCCAUAAGCUUUUUAAUGACCUCUGAUAUAACAAAGUCUGGUUUCCUUUUGAUAACUCAGCUCUGUGUAUAGGCUAACAUCACACUGAGUUUUUAAAAACUUAUUUUUUACAGUGCACAUAUAUGUUGUUUAAAAUGGUGAAUAAGGUGAGCUACUUUUGUGAAUGUGAUUUGUAAUUGUUACAUUCCUAAGCAGUAGGCUUAACUCAAAAAAUACAUGGCAUUUUCCCAGUUUCAGCAGAUAGUGUGCAGAAUACGCAUAUUAAAAUUAAACGUGAGUGGUUUUCUAGUCUUAAGUCUCUUAUAAGCGCUAUUUGGCCAGGCGCGGUAGCUCACGCCUAUAAUCCCAGCACUUUGGGAGGCCAAGGCGGGUGGAUCAGCUAAGGUCAGGAGUUCGAGACCAGCCUGGCCAAUGUGGUGAAACCCCGUCUCUACUGAAAAUACAAAAGUUAGCCGGGCGUGGUGGUGCACGCCUGUAAUCCCAGCUACUUGGGAGUCUGAGGCAGGAGAAUUGCUUGAACCCGAGAGGUGGAGGUUGCAGGGAGCCAAGAUUGCACCACUGCACUCCAGUCUGGGCAACACAGCGAGACUCCAUCUCAAAAAAAAAGGAGAACCAUUCACAAAUCCUUCAAUCAGGCAAAUUGUUACUAAGUGCAAAAGUGUAGAAACAGGGAGUGGGUUUUUCCCCCACUCUUCUUUCUGCCUCAACAGAUCUGUAUAUAUCCACUUUUGCAUGGAUUUAUCUGUGAAAAGUUAAAAAAUGAAACAGCAAAAACAAAACAAGGGGAAUAUUAUUCUUCAUCCAGGAGAAGGGAAAAUUCCCCAGUAAAUUAUCACAGAUAAUAUAGGAUUCAUCUUGCAGAAUUACUUCUUUAAGAGCCAUAUUCAUCAACCUCUCUCCAAAGAGGGGAGAGUAUAUUCAAAGCCAGCCUGGCAGUAAUGAUCCUGGAAAAUCCUAAUAAUCUAAUGCAAACAUUAUUUAUUCUCGGCCAAAAAUGAGCCAUGAAUGUGGGUGAAUAGAAAGUGAAAAGUUAUUGCUAAAGCACAUUAUAAUUUAAAUGUCAGUAUUCCUUCAUGUCUGUGUGUUGAGAGAGACCAGUAAAAAGCAUUUUACAUGAAUAUUGAAAGUUAACUUUUUCAUCACUAUUUUUUUUUUUUUUUUGAGACGGAGUCUCACUGUGUCGCCCAGGCUGGAGUGCAAUGGCGCGAUCUUGGCUCACUGCAAGCUCCGCCUCCCAGGUUCACACCAUUCUUCUGCCUCAGCCUCCCAAGUAGCUGGGACUACAAGCGCCCACUACAACGCUCGGCUAAUUUUUUGUAUUUUUAGUAUACAGACGGGGUUUCACUGUGUUAGCCAGGAUGGUCUUGAUCUCCUGACCUCGUGAUUCUCCCGCCUUGGCCUCCUAAAGUGCUGGGAUUACAGGCUUGAGCCACCGCGCCCGGCUUUCAUCACUAUUUUCAAUCCAGAUAUACUUUACAAAAAUGAGAAGGGCUUAUUUGCAUUUUUAUUUACAUAUUGAAAGGGAAGCAUCUGAUCUCAUCAAUGAUUGCCAUAUUUUUUGAAAAAGUAAUCCUAUUUCAGUCUUUCCUUGUGUGAAAUGGCCAUAAUACCACAAUGCACUUCCCUACCUCACAGGUUAGGAUUCAAAGUGUGUAUUCCCCCAUUGUGUAAAUUGAGUGAUUGUGUUACUACUUGAAACAGAUGAAGUAAUAAAGAUGAAGUAUGAGAUGUAAGGUAUUUGUUCAAGAGCUCCACUUGGAGGAAAUAAUGCACAUUAGAUUAUUUUAAAUGAUCUGGGUGAAUUCUUGCAUUGUGUAUGGAUUGCAUAUAGAAAGUAUUUGCUACUUUGUCCUACAGAAUCAUCUUCAUUUCUUUCUGUAAAUACAUAUUGAGACCUCUAACAAAAGAAACUAAUCUGACUUUGAAAUUGAACCAAAUCAUGGAUAUUAUUAGCAAGAUUCUUUGCUGAAGUACAAAAAUAUUUCCCCCAGAUUUUCCUACCUUCACGCUUAUAAUCUGGGGGGGGGGGGAAUCCCUAGCAAGAUGAAAAGUGUCAUUCAAAACACAUGACCCAAGAAGUCAAUUUCUUUUAAUUGUACAACUUUUAAACAUUAAAAAAAAAAAAGACGAAGUCAUCUUCUCUGAAAACACUCUUUAACUCACUAUAUGUGGUGCUAAUGGACUUGGACAGCUACCAGCUAUCACAUUUAAAAGUGAACAAUUUUAAAAACCUGACUAAGGUUGGUGCAUUUUACUGUGUAUUGAAGAAUCCUGCCCUCAUUUACUGCAAGGAUGCCUCCAAGCCAAUACACUUGCAUUGUAAAUGUUUAGUAAUCUCAUGAACAAGCAAAAAGUAUAGUACUUACCAAUUAUUGGAAAUAUUUUGGGGGAUUUAAAAAAAAAAUAAAUGGUAAAUAUGUGUAAUGAAUUUUUUGGUUAAGAAAGUAAAAUUUUAUCUAAUACUAGGUUUUUACUUUUUUCACUGUGGUUUGAUAUAUAUUUUUGGUUAGAAUGUAUUGAUUGUUUUUAUGAUGAGAUGUAUAUUUCACUUGCAUUCAUUCUUAAGUGGCUUCUGUUUUUCUAUUGAGAAUAUCUGUUGAAUUAAGUAGGAUUUCAGUUAGAAAAAGGAAUUCAGAAAUUAACUGGUCUCAAUCUGAUUAUAUGUGCUACAUGGUCAAAUCCUAUUACAGUGAAUUCUAAGGUGAUUCAAAUUGUUUUAUUGUUAUAGGAAUAUGCAGAAAUCAGAUGGCUUCAAAGUCGUAAAAUAUUUUUCUUGUAAUAGUAUUUAAGCAAUUUGACCUUAUAUGCAAACAUUAAGUGAAUAUAAAUAGGUUCUGGUUCAAUUCAUGUCCACUUAACGACAUUAAAAUAAUUAUUAGGAACACCACAUGAAUUUUCAUUUACAUUUUUGUGGUAUAAAUUCUGCUUUUAAUGAAUAUUUAUUUAUUAGCCAAAAUUCAGUUUCUCUUUGAACCCAGCAUUUUGCAGGGUUGGGGGUUGGGGAGGGGGAUUAUUGGCUACUUGUUAACUUUUUCAGCAUAUUAUCAUUCCUCUUUUAAGACUCAAGUAUUAUCACUUUGCUUCUUACAACCCAGAGAAUGUGAAAAUCCUCCUCUAUUUUAUGUAGCACUAUUCACUUAACAUUUUUUCAAAGCACUUUAUAGGAUAUAAAAAUAGUACCCGGUAACAUUUAAGUAAAGGUAGCAGAAAACAAAAGAACUUUCAAACAGAAAUUAUGUUCCCUGCCACCUCCUCCACCUCAAAGAAUAAUAAGCAUGUGGCACAAAUGGAGUUGUUCAGAAAAGCUGUCUGCAUAAUUUUCCUUCAAGGUAAUGUAUUUGAUAGCAUGAAGUUUGUGAUGAUCUUACUUGGUCUACUACUUAGCGGAGUCUUAGAAUCUCUUUUAUUUACUUCUGAGAGAUUGUUAUUUCACCAGUAUAUGUGAACAGGCUUGCUAAAGGUAUUAAAGAUAUGGAUCAUGAGGGCACCAAAUUUGGCUUCUGUAUGCAAUCCAGCAUUAACUUCAUCCAUAAAUUUCUAACUGCAAGUUGCCUUAUUUUUUAUAUUUAAGAAUGUUUUUAGAGGUUUACAACAGAAUUUUAAAAAUAAUUGUUAGGCUUUAGAAUCCCACUGUUUGAAAAGAUCCUUUUAAUGUCAACUUUAUUGAAAUAUGUAGUCUACUUUCUAAUUUCAUCUGAUACUCAAUAUAGCAGGGUUUGAUUUUUCUGCCUGCCAUUUGUGCAUUUAAAAAAAAAUCCUCAUUUAAGAUUUAGAGUUCUUUAGGUUCAAAUUCCUAUGAUGUUUUAUUGGGUAACAUGUACUCUCUUAUACAUAAUUCAAAAUUUCAAUCCAUGGUAUAUUUUACGGUACAUUUUUGAAAAGAAAAUUUGUUAAUGCUCCUUAGUAACAAAAAUUAGAAGGAAGCUACAUAAAAUUCAGGUGUCCUAAUUAAAUUCAAUUUGAUUCAACACACGUAUUAGGCAUAACUCAUACCUAACACUAUUUGAUAAGGGGGACAGGCUCCCUGCUGUCCAAGAGCUCAACCUAGGGAGCAGUGACAACAGAAACCAGGUUGGGUUAAGGCAAAGGGCCAUGGAUAAUGCUGCAACAUGAGUGGCAUAGAGGGGAGUACACAGAUAGAACAAUUAAUUUUGGUGUGGGGAAGGUGGUGAUCUGAAUACAGCAGCAGUUUGAAAGUAUUCCGUUUUUAAAUAAACAGUAUGCUUAUUUUGAUUUGUGACUAGGUGUAGAAAAAAGCCUGCAUAGUGUUACAUAUUUAUAGCAGUUCUUUGUAAAAAUGUUAAGUGGAUGAGCUAUUAUGAAAAGUUUCAUUUUUUCUCAUUAAAAUUAGUACUAAAUUACUGUGGAUCAGAUGAUAAUAUUAAAUAAUACUCUGUAGAAAAAAGGUUUCAAGUUGAAUUAAUUUAUGUACUGAUUAUUAAUACAGAAUAAAUGUUAUAUUGACUCA
This is a messenger RNA of Symphalangus syndactylus (siamang), 6641 nucleotides long. RefSeq names its product A-kinase anchoring protein 5 (gene AKAP5). The record is from RefSeq and is a predicted model, not a curated record. Gene Ontology annotation, cellular component: postsynaptic density; dendritic spine; plasma membrane. NCBI's taxonomy places the organism in Eukaryota, Metazoa, Chordata, Mammalia, Primates, Hylobatidae. Gene Ontology annotation, molecular function: GABA receptor binding; calmodulin binding; beta-2 adrenergic receptor binding. Gene Ontology annotation, biological process: positive regulation of adenylate cyclase activity.